Chaetomium fimeti is the source of this 930-nucleotide messenger RNA. RefSeq lists its product as uncharacterized. The record is from RefSeq and is a predicted model, not a curated record. NCBI's taxonomy places the organism in Eukaryota, Fungi, Ascomycota, Sordariomycetes, Sordariales, Chaetomiaceae. The transcript has 2 exons. The coding region runs from base 102 to 845 and encodes 247 amino acids.
CCGGCAGUCGGUCGGUUUUCUUCCACUCCCGUCCCUCCCGCCACUCCACCUGCGGCACCGAGGUACCUUUCCAUCGUCACCCCUCCCGCCCGGUGAUCAUCAUGUCAACAACAACAACACCCCCUUCCUCCCGCGCUGUGACAGGCCCGCCCAUUCCCACCCUCAGCUACGGGUCAGGCGGGUCCUUUACCAUUUCAUGCUCCGCCCGGAUCGCCGCCACACCAAGAGCUUGUUUAGACGUGAUUGUCAAGUCAUCAGAAUACCCCAAAUGGAACCGCUUCUGCCGCAAAUGCACCAUCGACUCCCAGCCCAACCCCCAACCCCAACAACCCCAACAACAACCACAGCAAGAUGAAGAAGACAACCUCCAACUCCAACUCGGCACCCAAUUCACCUUCGACGUGCACCUAGACCCUUCCGAGCCCGACACCACCAAGCCAGGCCAGGCCGUCGCUCUCGAGGUCAGCGCGCUGGAGCCCAUCAACGACGAGGAGGACCCGCAAGAGCCAGGCCACCGCCGCAAGGGAUGGCGCAUCGCCUGGCGGCAGCGCCCCAGCCUGAUGAUGCCCGCCUGGAUGCUCCGGUCGGAGCGCGUGCAGGAGUUUGUCGAGGUUGCGGUUGACGGUGGUGAUGGCGAUGGCGAUGGGUCUGGGACUGGGACCGAGACCGAGUACCGCUGCUGGGAGACCUUCUACGGCGUGCUGGCGCCCGUGGUCCGGAUGGCUGCCGGGAAACAGGUGGAGAGGGGGUUUGAUGCGUGGUUGGAGGGGUUGAAGGGGUUGGCGGAGGGCGGAGGGCAGACUACUGCUGCUUCUGCUGCUGCCACCACGGCUGCUCAAGGGUAACGGGUAGGGGCUGUGUGAGACAGGCGUGUGUUUAUGGUUAUACGCUAUGUAAACUCAAAACGGUGUUUUGCUCUCCUGUUCGUUU